GACUUCGCUCUGCGCAGGCGCAAACAAAAUGGCGGCCAAAUCAGACGAUUUUUAUCGAUGACCGCACAAUCAGAUACAUUAUUGACGAUUAUUAACUAAUUAUUCAAGUGAUGAUCUUCAGUGGUGUACGUAAUAAUUAUCUAGUUCUCGCACUACUUUUUCUGACGGAGGUAGCUCCGGAAGUAGGAAAACAAGGGAGUCUUUCUUCCAACAUUAGUGGACAUUUCCAGCACCUGCCUGCAAAUACAUCUGAAAAGGGGGAGAACAGCAGGACAUUGUGGGAAACAAGAAACAACACAAACGAUGUAGUGGGCACAUUUUACACAGAGAACCGUCCUCAGCCAAAACUCUACUUGCCUGAAAAGGUGGCCUCAAGAUCCACAAACUCAACAAGAACCCCAUCUACUGUUCUGUUUGGAGAGUCAGCAGUUUCACAGGCAAUUCACUUGACUGCAUUCCAUCUUUCUACGUCAGUUCCAGUUUACAGAAGGCACAAAGGACUCGAGCCCAGCAAAAGAAACUUUGUUAUUCCUGCCUCUACAAUAAUAUCUCAAACUAAUUGGACCACGAGUACCAGAACUUUGGAUCUACAUAAGUCACAAUUCUCCUCUUUUGAUACCAACCAAACUCUCAACAGUUUAGGUGUUAUUGCAGAGAGUUCUCUGAAAACUAUUCUUACAUUAUCAUCAAAGGCGACAGUGGAACUUAGACCAUCUCCAACUUGGAGUCCUAGUGUUGCAGCUCCUUCCAUCUCAAAACAAACCCUUGACUCUACAGGUGUACUUGUGCCAGAGGGCACAAUGCUGCAGCCAUCAACAUUGACACCCGUGAGCCUGUCCCAAAUGUUGAACAGUACUCAUCCAGCCGUGGUGCCUCCAGCCCAGUCCCCCUUCACCCCUACCCCAGGCCUGACCCACCCUGCUGCCUUACAUCCCUCAACAUCCACACACAGACUCCAUAGCAUCUCCAGCCUUCUUAUAUCUCCUUCCUCUGUACCAGCGGCUAGCGGGACAUACUUGGAAACAACAAACAUUACAGAACCAACAUAUCUCCCGCCACAACCAGGGGAGCACCACAGCACAGCACACAUUGUGCUGGUUUGGGUUUUUGCACCUCUUGGGACACUUCUGACAGUAUUAUUCCUUGUUGCACUAGGUUUCUACAUCAGAAAGAGAAGAAGACUGGAAAAGCUGCGUCACCAGCUGAUGCCUCUCUACAACUUUGACCCAUCUGAGGAAGGAGAUGACUGGGAGUCUGAGCUGCUAAAUGAAGUCAAGGACACUUCCAGUCUUGUUUCAGAUCGUGGAAAGGUAUCAUGGAUUUGAAAAUCACAGAAGCCACAUUCUCCACCCAACCCAAAGUUAAGCUUCAGCUCGGAGUCCACAGAGUUGAUGUGACGGUAUGUACCAAGGAGAACAAACUUUCCAAGCUUUGUCUUCAGUUCUCUUCAACUGUUCCAGUUUUGUUGCUAAUAAGAUGUAGAUAUAUUAAAAGCACUAAGGAGCUGAUUCUACAUUAUUGACAGUGCUGUAUGCCUGCCAUUGAUGCUUGUUCACUCAGAUGUUAUACAGCUGUACCACUUUUUUGGUUUGGUAAGAUUAUUUCAUAUAGAAUAUGUUUUGAUUGCAGGACUUUUGUAAGCAAAACAAUUUAUGUAACAUUUUACUAUAAACGCGCUCCUAUUGCACAAGAAGGUACUGCUGACAUUUUUUGUGAAAAUUCAUUUCAAUUUGUAUUCUAAGUCUAUUGCUCAACCUGAUUUAGAAUAGCCUUUCAUGUCAUUUCUAGAUACAUGACAUAGGCAGGGUGCAGUAAUUUAACAAAACGUAAAGGUAUUGGACUCUACUCUAUAACUCAUGAAUAUGUAUCUACAUAUUCAUGAGUUAUAGAAUUGCUUUCCUUUUAUAUAUCAACAUGUAACACAAACUGUUACUAUGAGAAAUAUAGGAACAAACUGUUAAGUAAACAUGUGCCUACAUCUUGUGUGUAUAGAGUACUACAGUAAAAGUAAUGUGCAGUUUCUAUCUAUAUAUUUUGUCAGUAUGAUCAUGGACAGAAAAAUUGUGGUUUGAAUGAUCAAGGUGAUGUGCUGCAGUGUCUAUUGAUGUGUCUAAAAGAAAAAUUGUCAAUGAUGUUGGUCUUAAACCUUGUGUGCCUGACGAGGAGCUUGUGUAGUAUGUUGUAUAUAGCCUCCUUUCCAGACUUUGAGUGGGGUUGGCUUCUAUUUUAUUGGGGCUGGUUCACUAGUUUCACCAUUGGCUAAAGGUUCUCUUAUGUCGGGAAAGGUAGUUUGCCGAGAAAGGGAGGUUGCCUAGAAAAGUAGUUUGCUGUGGAAGGAAGUUUCGCCCCGCCUGGAGGGGGACUCCCCAAUUUCCCAGCCAUCCCCCCUUGAAGUCUGUGAAGGAGGCUAUGUUGUAUACUUGUAAUACUAGUAGGUUGUUGACUUGGUCAGGGCUCUUUUUCAUCAGACAACCUGUCCAACUGCCACUUAUGUAAUUUCUAUUGAACAAGCCCUUGAACUAGUCUGUGUAACACAAACUCCGCUGUCCAGGGCUGUAACUGAACCCCUCCCCACGGGGGCCGGCGGAUGUUUGGCAGGCUGCUAUAAGCGAGAUUUAAUCAGGCUAGCCCUUGAACCACACGGAGCUACCUUUUAUAGGUAAACUACCACACAACCUGGACAUACCGGUAGGUUUUCUUCUGUGAAGGAAACACCAAUAAGUUAUGAAGACAGCUAAAUGUACAUGAUAUAUGUAUCAGGAUAUACAGUAUGCCUACAUGUAAAUGUUUGAUCUCCCAUUCAAAUAAUCGUAUUUGCGAGACAAAUUCAAAAUUUGUGGUUCUGUAGCACAAUAUCACAUACUGAAAGUAAGCCAGUAAGGAACUAGUUUGGUAGUUACUUGUACCUUGUGAGAUUAGGGAAUUUGGAAGUGACACAUAUUGACAAUUUUUAUCAUAGUUGGUAGACAAUAAAUCAUGACGGGUUUGGGAAAAAGAAAACUUGACCUCCCAGCAUAACAAACCAGUUUCAUAUUGUAUACUUCAUUAUUACAUGUGCAUAUGCAUGUAAGUCUCAACAUACAGUCUUCCACAUCUUGAAAAGCCAGUGAACAGAGGAUUUACACAAAUGUGUUUUGAUUAGAAGUCAGGCAGGUUACAGAAAAAAAACAGUGAAAAGUUAUACUUUAUAUUUGCUGCUUUUCAAGGAAAAUGUGUUGCUGUAGGUAAGUGGGAAAAUGUGUGUUGUAUGUCAAACUGAGAAAAAGAUUUAUAUAGAUAUAGAUAUUAAGAAGAGUAGUUUAAUAUAUGCAUAUCUAAAUGUUAGUGUUUUGAGGAUAUGUAUAAAAUUUUGUCAUGGAUGAUGUGUAUUAAAACAGCCAACUGGAUUUUUAUGGGUGUAUAUCAUGUAUGUAUGGUGAAUUUGAACAACUUCUGCAUCUCA
Molecule: messenger RNA, 3442 nt
Organism: Branchiostoma floridae (Florida lancelet)
Lineage: Eukaryota; Metazoa; Chordata; Leptocardii; Amphioxiformes; Branchiostomatidae
Exons: 5
Coding region: 111-1325 (404 amino acids)
Source: RefSeq, a predicted model, not a curated record